This is a messenger RNA of Bemisia tabaci, 828 nucleotides long. NCBI's taxonomy places the organism in Eukaryota, Metazoa, Arthropoda, Insecta, Hemiptera, Aleyrodidae. The record is from RefSeq and is a predicted model, not a curated record.
GAGUGAAGUCACGGUGGCUCCAGAACACACCUACACCAAAUUUAACUGAACUUGUGUGAUUGCAUUUUAAAAUGACAAAAAGAUUUUUCAACUGAAGUAUUUUUUUAUUCAGUGACCGCAAUACAGCGGGUCCAACAUGUUUGCUGCACUAAAUUUUCGAUGGGUUUUGGUUUGGAUCUGCGUUAUUGUGUUCGGUUUUGCGACUCAAAGCCCACAGGGGUCGGCUCUGUACGUAACGCAACCGUCCGAUGCUACAGCAAAGUUGACGCAUCCUCAGCUAAAAACGAAUACUGAUGAUUACUACCUCAACCCGGACGAUGACUCCAACAACCAAGAUCAAGAUCUUCAAGUCAGGGCUAAAACCCCUAAAAGGCAAAGGGACAAGAUAUCCGCCGCGGCCAGAAUCACGAAUAGUGUACUCAACAUACGAUGUCAGACUGGGAAAAAAUACCGAAGACCUACCCCCAUCUACCCCACAUCUACAUCUACCCCAGUUCAUGAAGGACACCCUGCGGUGGACGAACUGGCGAAUCAACUGGCCGGCAUUCAACUCAAAAGUUCGUCCGUUUCGUCGUCUGGUUCAAAAUCAAAACGCUGCGGUCAGGUCAAAAGCUUCUUGAUGAUAUCUAUCAGCAGGAAGUCAUCAAAAAUUAUGAGGUCAAAUUCAAGAGGAUCCAAGGAGGAACCUGCCAAGGACUCCCCAUCAAUGAUGGACUCUCAGAUGGACACCGGAUACCAUUCAGCUUAAAGUGUAGCCCACACUGAAAACAAAGCAUGGCAACAUCUACCAUACGUCUACCUGUUUUUUAAACAUUGAAACUAUCUAGU